AUGAAAUCGUUUAACCCAAUUUGCAGCCACCCAACGCUACAGCUCUUAGAAAAAUGCAAGACCCUUUACGCACUCAAGCAAGUCCAUGCCCAGAUGAUCACAACCGGUCUCAACAUUCACACAUAUCCUCUUAGUAGAAUCCUCCUCUCGGCCUCCCCCUUAAGCUUAACCUAUGCGCUUACCAUCUUUAACCAAAUUACAAACCCAACAGUGUUCCUUUUCAACAUUCUCAUUUCAUCAAUAAUUACCCAUCACAAAAACCACACCCACAUUGCCUUUGGCCUCUAUAACCGUAUUUUCACUCACAAAAAUCUUAAACCCAAUUGUUUUACUUACCCAUCUCUCUUCAAGGCAUGUGGGUUUCACCCAUGGGUUCUCCACGGUUUAGCCCUUCAUACCCAGGUCUUGAAAUUCCUUGAAUCCAGUUGUGAUCAUUACGUCCAAGCUUCUUUGCUCAAUUUCUAUGCCAAUUUGGGUAAAUUUGAUGUGGCUAGGUAUUUGUUCAAUCAAAUUAGCAACCCAGAUUUGGCCACAUGGAACUCUAUAUUAACUGCUUAUGCACGUAAUGCUAGUAAUAGUACUAGUUGUGUUAGUAGAAUAACUAAUGGGGAUUCUAGUUUGUCUUUAGAGGUUUUGUAUCUGUUUACUGAAAUGCAAAAUUCUUUGGUUAGGCCAAAUGAAGUUACCCUUGUGGCACUUUUAAGUGCCUGUUCUGAUUUGGGUGUUCUUAGUCAAGGCAUCUGGGCUCAUGCCUAUGUAGUUAAGAACAAUCUUAAGUUAAACUGCCAUGUGGGUACCUCUCUAAUUGACAUGUACUCGAAGUGUGGGUGUCUCAAUCUAGCAUAUCAAACGUUUGAUCAUUUGCGUCAGAGGGACACACUAUGCUACAAUGCAAUGAUUGGAGGGUUUGCAAUUCACGGUUACGGUCAACGGGCACUUGACCUUUAUAAGAAAAUGAGACUUGAAGGGCUAUUGCCUGAUAAUGUAACGAUUGUGGUGUCAAUGUUUGCCUGCUCACAUGUUGGGUUAGUAGAGGAAGGUUGCAAAAUAUUUGACUCAAUUAGAGAGGUUUAUGGAAAUGAGCCAACACUUGAACAUUAUGGGUGUUUAGUGGAUCUUCUGGCUCGAGCUGGGCGGCUCCAGGAAGCUGAAGAAAAGAUUAAAAAAAUGCCCAUGAAGCCAAAUGCUAUUUUAUGGAGGUCUUUACUUGGAGCAGCAAGAGUUCAUGGCAAUUUAGCAAUAGGAGAAGUUGCAUUAAAGCACUUAAUUGAAUUAGAACCAGAGACAAGUGGCAAUUAUGUGCUUUUAUCCAACAUGUACGCAAAAAUAAACAGAUGGGACGACGUAAAAAAGGUCAGGAAACUAAUGAAAGAUCAUGACAUUUACAAAAUGCCAGGAAGUAGUUUAGUUGAGAUUAAUGGAACUAUGCAUGAGUUUCUCAUAGGAGAUAAAACGCACCCAUGUACAAAAGAGAUUUAUUUGAAGGUUGAAGAGAUAAACAAUAGGCUACUAGAAUAUGGACACAAGCCAAGAACUAAAGAAGUGUUGUUUGACAUAGAAGAAGAAGAAAAGGAAGAUUCUCUUUCUUACCAUAGUGAAAGGCUAGCAAUUGCCUUUGCUCUUAUUGCAUCUGAUGCGAGUGUUCCUAUUCGGAUCAUUAAAAACUUGAGAGUUUGCAGCGAUUGCCAUGAUAGUGGUAAGCUUGUUUCGGUUAUUUAUCAGAGAGAGAUUAUAGUAAGAGAUCGAAACAGGUUUCAUCAUUUUAAGGACGGAACUUGUUCUUGCCUGGAUUAUUGGUAACAAUCAAAUCUUCUUCCUAGUAUAAAU
Messenger RNA from Pistacia vera, 1827 nucleotides. Its product is annotated as pentatricopeptide repeat-containing protein At5g43790. NCBI's taxonomy places the organism in Eukaryota, Viridiplantae, Streptophyta, Magnoliopsida, Sapindales, Anacardiaceae. The transcript has a single exon. The record is from RefSeq and is a predicted model, not a curated record. Gene Ontology annotation, molecular function: protein binding; zinc ion binding; RNA binding. The coding region runs from base 1 to 1800 and encodes 599 amino acids. Gene Ontology annotation, biological process: RNA modification.